GGGAGUGUUGUUUGAAGACAUGGAAACGGAAAAUAGGCCUCACGUCUCCGGAAGGGGGAAAAAAUGCUGGGCUAAUAUCGUCAAGAACAAGCUGCAGGCUUUCAGUCUGUUAGCAUUCGUGUUUGGCAUAGGGAUUGGCCUGAUUCUCAAGUUCAAUACAGACUUGUCUGAAAUGGAGGCACUCUACAUCAGCUUUCCUGGAGAGCUGCUCAUGCAGAUGCUUCAGACGGUGACCAUCCCUCUGAUUGUGACCAGCGUGAUAACAGGUGUCUGCGGCCUAAGCGUUCAAGCCUCCAGGAAGAUUGCCGUCCGGACAGCUACGUACAUCAUCACCACCACCUUCAUGGCUGUGUGCUUAGGACUGUUGUUGGUGAUGGUACUCGAGCCGGGAGUUGUUUUUGCCAAAGUGAUUGUUAAGAAUAAGAAGAACACCUUUUCUACCAUGGAUUCCGUGAUGGAUCUUUUCAGGAACAUGGUCCCUGAGAGUCUGAUGCAGACGUGCUUCGAACAGUACAAGAGUGAGAGAAUAAUGUUUCCGGUGGAGGACGACGACAUGCCCCCCGGCGUGGAGCCGACGGCGCCUCUCUACGAGGAGCGGAUGGUGGGAAGAUAUGUUGAAGGGACCAACAUGCUGGGCUUGAUCGUUUGGGCCUUUGCCUUCGGCAUCAUGUUCGUGAUGAUAGGGGAUAAAGGGCUGGUCCUGGUGAACUUCAUCAUCGCCAUCAACGAGAACACGAAAGUGGUGGUGAACUGGAUUCUGUGGUAUCUGCCGAUCGGAGUCCUCUUCAUGAUCAUCAGUCACGUCAUUGAGGUUUACGACUGGGAGUCUAUCUUCAAGCUCAGCAAGUUUGCCGGUGUGGUUCUUCUCGGGCUCAUCCUGCACUCGGUUAUUGUCCUACCGAUGUUAUACUUCAUGCUUACGAGGCGUAACCCUUAUGGCGUCCUCCUGCGGUCGACUCCUGUGCUACUGACGGCGAUGCUCAUCUCAUCGAGCUCGGCCACGCUGCCGCACACGCUGGUCUGUUGCGAGAACAGGCUUAAGAUCGACAAGAGGAUCACUCGUUUCAUGCUGCCCAUCGCGACCAGCAUCAACAUGAAUGGAACCUCCCUCUACGAAGUGGUGGCGGCGGUUUUCAUUGCACAGCUUAACGACAUCGAACUGGAGGUCAGCCAGAUCAUCACUCUGUGCUUGACAGCAGCAAUCUCCAGCAUCGGAGCUGCAGGGAUUCCAGCAACUGGAGCAGUGACCACCCUUUUUGUCCUGACGGCGACCGGUCUGCCAGCAAAGGACGCAACUCUUCUGGUGGUCGUGGAGUGGGUCCUAGACCGCUGCUGCACCGUGGUGAACGUGCUGGGGGACUGCUUCGGCGCGGCGCUCCUUCAACAGCUGUCUGAAAAAGAACUGCACGAACAGCAACAGAGAGCUCACAUGAACGGGGAUGGUGAAGAGGCUCAGCGUAACCCGGAGGACGUCCAAGUCCAGUUCGUGAGCCUGGACUCUGACUCCUUUCACACUCCGCGGGAAGAGCUCAAAGGCCGGACCGACACCCAGCGGCGGUUCACCUACCAUCCAAGCCUUUGGGACCUGCCGGCCUAACAGCAUUGACCGCCUCUGUGUUUGUCCCCUUUCCAGCUUUAAUAAAGUUAUUUAACGG
Menidia menidia (Atlantic silverside) is the source of this 1655-nucleotide messenger RNA. NCBI's taxonomy places the organism in Eukaryota, Metazoa, Chordata, Actinopteri, Atheriniformes, Atherinopsidae. The record is from the annotation of a GenBank genome assembly.